AUGGGGAGAUACUUCGGCCUCAGAGGCCAAGCCCUCAACUGGGCCAUUGGCACUAUUGCUGGCUGCGACUUUCUCUUGUUUGGUUAUGACCAAGGUGUCAUGGGAGGUAUCCUGACACUGCCCAUCUUCCUUAACCAGUUCCCCGACAUCAAUCCAGAUCUUGCUACGGAUCCCUCUGAUGCGUCUAAGCGCUCUACUUACCAGGGUAUUGCUGUGGCAUCUUACAAUCUGGGAUGCUUCAUCGGCGCCAUCAUCACCAUCUUCAUCGGUAACCACCUCGGUCGUCGGAAAAUGAUCUUUCUUGGUACUUCCAUCAUGAUUAUUGGCGCCAUCUUGCAAUCUUCUGCUUUCACUCUGGAACACUUCAUCAUUGGUCGUAUCAUUACAGGUCUUGGCAACGGCGGUAACACAUCAACGGUCCCCAUGUGGCAGUCUGAGACGUGUUCUGCCCAUAAAAGAGGAAAGCUGGUCAUGAUUGAAGGUGCCCUCAUUACUGGCGGCAUUAUGAUUUCUUAUUGGAUCGACCUUGGCUUAUCGUUUGCUCCCGGCUCGGUUGCUUGGCGAUUUCCUUUGGCCUUCCAGAUUGUCUUUUGUAUCUUCAUUCUUGCCUUUGUCCUCGGCCUGCCUGAGUCGCCCCGGUGGCUCAUUCUCAAGGGUCGCGAAGACGAGGCUAGAGAAGUUAUUGCUGCCGUUUCAGACGUUAACAUUGGAGAUAAGCAUGUCGAGAACGAAUUCCAAGCCAUCAAGGAAACUGCCAUGGAGAUGAGCAAGGGAACCUAUGGCGAGCUAUUCCAUGCUGACCACAACCGCACUCUUCACCGUACUAUCAUUGCCUACGUCAACCAGAUGUUCCAGCAGAUUUCUGGUAUUAACCUCAUUACCUACUAUGCUGCUAAAAUCUACUCUGACCUCGGCAUGAGCCCCUUCAUGUCUCGCCUUCUCGCUGCUCUUAACGGUACUGAAUACUUCAUCGCUUCUUGGCCCGCUGUCUUCCUCGUGGAGCGUGUUGGGCGCCGAAAGCUCAUGCUCUUUGGUGCUGCUGGUCAAGCCGCCACCAUGGCUAUUCUUGCUGGUGUCAAUUCGCGCCCGACGGAAAAGCCUUUCCAGAUUGCGGGUAUCGUCUUCUUAUUCGUAUUCAACACUUUCUUUGCUAUUGGAUGGCUGGGAAUGACCUGGCUGUAUCCUGCAGAGAUUACCCCUCUACGAACUCGUGCUCCGGCCAAUGCUCUGUCAACUUCGUCCAACUGGAUCUUCAAUUUUUUGGUUGUCAUGAUCACGCCCGUCUCAUUCACCAACAUCAAGUGGAAGACGUAUGUCGUAUUUGCCGUUCUCAAUGCUUUUAUGGUUCCUUGCGUCUACUUUUUCUUCCCUGAGACAGCCUACCGCUCCCUCGAAGAGAUGGACGCUAUCUUCCAAAAGGUCAAGGGCUUCCGCGGAGCCUUCGACGUUGUUCACCAGGCAAGAAUCGAGCCACGCCGAUACGGCAAAAAUGGAGAGCUUCUUAUCCCUGUGGAUGAGAUUGACGAGAAAGCCAACGCAGAGCACCACAACGGCAGCACCAGUGAGGGCAGCGAUGCUAACAAGGGCAUGUUCACGGGCAUAGAUGAAGAGACUGCUCGGAGAUGA
Messenger RNA from Trichoderma asperellum CBS 433.97, 1626 nucleotides. RefSeq lists its product as uncharacterized. Gene Ontology annotation, cellular component: membrane. The record is from RefSeq and is a predicted model, not a curated record. Lineage: Eukaryota; Fungi; Ascomycota; Sordariomycetes; Hypocreales; Hypocreaceae. Gene Ontology annotation, biological process: carbohydrate transport; transmembrane transport. Gene Ontology annotation, molecular function: carbohydrate:proton symporter activity.